Melanaphis sacchari is the source of this 3315-nucleotide messenger RNA. It is a transcript of the gene Reck, whose product is annotated as reversion-inducing cysteine-rich protein with Kazal motifs. Gene Ontology annotation, cellular component: plasma membrane. The coding region runs from base 161 to 3184 and encodes 1007 amino acids. The transcript has 15 exons. Gene Ontology annotation, molecular function: protein binding; metalloendopeptidase inhibitor activity. Gene Ontology annotation, biological process: extracellular matrix organization. The record is from RefSeq and is a predicted model, not a curated record. NCBI's taxonomy places the organism in Eukaryota, Metazoa, Arthropoda, Insecta, Hemiptera, Aphididae.
AACACCGUUCAGUAUCGCGUGGUGUACCCCUUGUGUCUAAUCGUCCGUUUGCGAAGUUGUACAACUCGAUUCGCGGGUAAAAAAGUAAACGAUUUUACAAAAGUACUUAGAUUGCUGGUCCUGUGACGUCUACACCAGCGGUUAUGCUGCGAGACGAAUAAUGGUCCACAUCAUCCUUAAGACAUCUGACCACAGUAUCAUGUUGGUCGUUUAUCUCUUGUUGGUAUUAUGCACCGGACGUUUCAUCGAUGCCGAAAAAGCAAAGUGUUGCGGCCGCGUGACCGGGAACUGUAAGAGAGCCUGCGAACAAUUGGCUGUUCUACAAGAAUACCCAAAAGACAAAAUAGCUGGACGUAUAACCGAUUUUUAUAAUCACUGUUCCCCAAAAAAUGUCCAGCACGUUGAAUGGUGUAUGUCAUCUUCAGCUCAAGAUACCGAGAUAAAGUGGCUGGAUGCGGCUAGGAAGUGCUGCGAUGUAGCCAGGUCGGAUGGAUGCCAAUUAUCCUGUUUGAACCGAAACGCUGGAUCCCGAUCGGUACACAGGGACUGCCAAGACGAAACAGAUUUCUUCAAUUGUCUGCAACACCAACAGGUCAAAGAUACAUGUUGUGGUGACAAGACGGACGCGGCGCAGUGUCAGAUCGCGUGCGAGAAAUUCCUAGCCAACACGCCAUCCAUCAACCGACACGCAGCCAACCAGGAAAUCCUCGACCUGUGCUCGGCCGACCGGCGGGACACACGUUCCGCUACCACGACAACCACAUCGGUUGAGCUGCACCGUCGGUGCACCCGAAAUACAACCACCAGAAGAACGUCGUCCGACGGACAUAAAUACCUGCACUGUUGCAAGUUGGCCGCAGAUACACAGUGCGAACAAGCCUGUCAGGACAGUCUGCGCAGAAAGUUUGACUCAGACGUCGAGGCAGUCGACAGCUUGGAGGGUAGAGGAUGUGGACCGCCGUCGUUGGACGACCGGUUUUGGCAAUGUUUCUUACAAAGCGAACGGGCAGAGCAGAAAGAUACGUCGGCGCCAGCACCGAUGUCACAAAUAGAGAAACUCGGCAUGGACAGUGUGAAACUACAUUGUUGUGAUAAGGCCACGAUAGCGGGAUGUCGCAAACUCUGUUUGAAGACGUUCACAAACGAAUGGUCUUCGUCGUGGAACGACUUUAAUUUCGAGUGUUUGUCGCAUCCCAACGAAGAUCGAUUACUCAAGUGUUUGGAUGAUGUCGAAGAACCUUGCGAUCUUGGCUGCGACGGCCUGAACUAUUGUACGGCAUUCAACAACCGGCCCACGGAGCUUUUUCGGAGUUGUUCACCGCAGACGGACGACGCAGCUCACUACGACGUGACGCUGUGGCGUCAACGCGGCACCAUCACACUGUUCAAUUACGAAAUACCGCUGAAGAACAUCACAAAGUGCAUGCCCGAUAGCUGGAAAGCCGUCGCCUGCAUCUUACAGAUACGGCCGUGCACUAGGCAAACGCACGUCAACAAAAUUUGUCGGGACGAUUGUCUGGAGCUAUUGAGCACGUGUUUGGACUGGACAAACUCGGCACCGGGAAUGUCAGCGAAUUCACUUUGCGCACGACUGUCACCCGAAUCCGGACCUUGCGUGCCACUCGGAGCUUUCGCGGAACUCGGAGCACCUCGGCUGCUGUCACCGCGACUACAAAACGACCGCCAGACGGAUCUCAUACAGCACACGGCGAUUGACUUGCCGGAGGUGACCACCCCCUGCAAGCGGAACCCGUGCGCACCAGGUUCGGUGUGCCUGGUCAACCGAGGCUGCAAGAUUGGUGGCGGAUGUAAACCGUACCGAUGCGUGGCUGGGUGCAAAGCGGGCGAAGUGUCGCACUUUCUUGUGCCAGAAGAUUCGUAUGCUCGCAUACCCACGUUCAACGGACAAAAGGGCUGCGUAAAAAUCUGCCUCUGCACAAAAAAAGGCAUUGAAAAGUGUCAGCAAGUACCCUGUUCACAGAUACAGUCCUGUUGGCUGGUCGGCAAACCGAUUGAUCACGGGUCCACGUUCGAGAUGGAUUGCAAUACGUGCAACUGUUUCGCGGGCGAGAUAACUUGCACAAAGAAACACUGCGAACCCACGACCGUCAACGCCGUGUCCCGGUACAGGCACACCGGACUGCCAUGCAACUGCGCUCCGCACCACGUGCCCGUCUGUGGUUCCAAUGGCAACACGUACCCCAAUUCAUGUCUGGCCAAGUGUGCCGGUCUGUCUGACGUGGACCUCAAGUUCGGCACGUGUUGGAAUGACGAUCCGUGCGCCGGCGAUCACACUUGUCGGUCCGACGAGAGGUGCGUGCCCACCCGUCAGGUGUGUUUGUCCAUGUUGAAGAAAUCUUGUGUCCAAUACAAAUGCGUUUCAGAGAAAACAUCGUGCGAAGAUGUAACUAAAAGCGUGGUGUGCGACACAGACGACGUGGAACACUCAAACCUGUGUCACUUAUUACGGUCUGGCAAAACGCUGGCGUACAACGGGCCGUGCCUGGUGGGGUGCAAUUCGACAGGAAGCGUAUGCGGGGUGGAUGGCAAUACCUAUCCAUCCGAGUGUGCGGCCUUUGCGGAAUCUGCUAGCGUUGACUACCCAGGGCCGUGCAUUUCUUCUGGGUUCAUUGGACACAACGGUCGGCCAUACUGUGCUGCAAAAGGCGUAGUAAACUGCCCGAGGCUGCCCCAUAAAGGAUGUCUAGGUAUCACGCCACCCGGGGCCUGCUGUCCCAAGUGUGCAGGAGCUUUACGAAUACUUUUCAGUCAAAAACAAGUCGACCGGGUGAUGCACACGCUAAAAAAGCCGUCGGUGAACGCGCUGAAUACGAAAUCUAUCCUCCGGGCAUUGGACAGGCACGUGCUGGUGGCCGAGUGCGUGGUCCGCGGCCACCUGACCAUGUACCAAGACCUGUUGGUGCUCGUCGAGUCCACGGUCCGGAACCCAACCAGGCUUCAACUGGAGGCGUGCAUCAGGGAGUCGGAAAAGCUGUCGUCGCUGGUGGAAACGUCAAGUCCUCGAGUCAUGAUUGACCUGAGUCUCAGCACGCUCAUCUCGGCCAGUCCUGUUCACGAGAUGGUCGCGGACGACGACGCCGACGCUGCAGCCGCCGCCCCAGAUCUCCAGGCUUGUGCCGCCACCGCCACCUUCACACUGAUUCUGACUGUGCUCAUUCGCUAAAAAAAUAAUCCGACUGAAUUUUUUUUAUUGUUUAUUAUUUUUUCAUUUCAUUUUUGUUUUCACAUUUUACUCAACCCGUACGAGUUUAUUAUACGGUUUAAAAAUAUUUCGAUAGUAAUUAGUGAUUAUUA